This is a messenger RNA of Dibothriocephalus latus, 1011 nucleotides long. Lineage: Eukaryota; Metazoa; Platyhelminthes; Cestoda; Diphyllobothriidea; Diphyllobothriidae. The record is from the annotation of a GenBank genome assembly.
GGCGUUAUACCCUACAACGACUUCUACUUCACUACCGUGACAGACAAUACAGACGACCGGGCAGUGUGUUCUACGUUUCCUACCAAUCGUACCGCCUCUGUCGACGCAAGUUCCCUCAUUGGUCGGUCUUCUGCCAAUGUGCCUAACCGCCCUAACAUCAAAUUACUUGCUGUACUACCGAAGGCGACCGCCGGCGUCAGGGAAACCAAGGAAGAACCCGCGGAAUUGAAGCCAGACGGCGAUUCGUCAGUCAGAUUGAACCCGAAUGCUGUCAGUCCAAGGCAGUUUGUUAGUUACGCCACCAAUUUAGUCAGGUCGCCCAAUUCCGAUCUCACCUGCCAGUUCCUCCCCCUUCGACACACGGAGGCUGAUCAGAUGACUCUGGAGGCCCUCUCCUUCCUCUUGUCCGCAAACAAUGCCUUUGGCAUCUACUCGGAAUCUCCCUUUUUGCGUCCCGUUAUCCUCUUGCAGCCUGUAAGGUUUGCCUCCCCAGUCAAUGUCCUCUUGCACCACGCGGAUCCCGAGAACAUGGUCCGUACCUUGCGAGAUCUGGCAGAUCAGAAGGUGACUAGCCUCCCACUGCUGGCUAUCCUGUCGGGUGCUAAGCCGAAUGCUGCCUCUUUGGGUUUCUACACGGAAUACCUGACCUACAGUUUCACCCUCACACUCGAUACCAAUAUAAGGCGUCUUCUGAUGGAUCAGUCACGUCAGCAGAAUGGCAGCGCUGACAAGUACCGUGUCAUCCUUCGGCUGGCCUGGGCCACGACCGGACUGUACAUGCCGCGUGACAAAUCCAACCCCUCUCGCGUUUUGGCCCCGGAAGUGCUACCACGCUGUCUCUCCGUCCGCGUUGCUCGUCGCAACGUCCCCCUUCCCGAUCCAAUCUUUCAUUGCGGCGAGGCGCAGCAUUUUGGUCAUCGUCUCCGCUUCGCAAUUGAUAUCACUGAUAAGGUUAUUUUAUUUUCCUUUCUGUGCUUUGUAUAUCUUGGCUUGGGCAGUUUUGACCUCUAA